GUUUAGUAUGAUUUUAGUGCGCAACGUUGACGGACGCGCCACGCGACUCAGUUUUUGUUAACGACAGCGACAGCAACAGCACAACGCAUACGACAACUACGCGCGCUCAUCGGUUACGUGUGUUAAAGUGUUUAUCGUUUUUGGUGGUUAGUGAGAGUGUUAAACAUAUCGCUACUUGGAUUCAAUUUUAUAUGCCUUCGCCAUAAGUGUGGCCGUAUCAUGCCAAAGUAUUUACCAUUGCCCGCCUGAAACUAUGCAACUCGCAAUUUCCCAAAUCGCGGGCGACGUCAACGGGAGGCUGCUGCAGCGCCCCUGCUGUUAUGCAAUGGAAAAUUUAUUUUCCCACUCAGCCAAGGGCUGAACAAAUUGUUUCGCGUAAAUAUUUAACAGUCGCAAUGAAUUGCAUUCCCGGCAAUUGAAAGUAAAAGCCCAGCUAAAGAAUACAUUCGUAUAGAUAAAGAGCAAACAAAUAAACAAACUAUGCAAGUGCCGGCCAACGCAUAAACAUUGACAAAAGCAAAACACAACGACAAAGCAGAAACGAGAUACAGCACGAGAAAUACAGCAAAAAAGCGUAAAAAUAAAAAAUACAAAAUAAAAAAAAAGUACUUUACAAAAACGCAUAAACAAAUAAAAAUGAAAAUUAAAAUAUUUCCGCUGACAGCGGAUGCAACUUUGGCGCUGCGACGGCGUCGCGUAAUGAAACUGCAGCGGAAACAUAAAAUGCCGGAAAUAUGCUCAUGGCUAAUUGUUGCCGCUGCCGCCGCUUCGGUCACUUGGCUGACUCUCUGCCGGUCCCUCGUCGCCGCACAAGAUGAUGACGACAGCGAAAUGCAUCAGCAUCACAUGGAUCUGCUUCACCAUCAGCAACAGCACACGGAUUUCAUUAUUGGCGAAUCGGAGGAGCACGAUCACAUAGCGCAUCACCUAGCGGAAAUGCAAAAUCACGAAGAGCUGCUGGAGGACAUACGCGAGGAUACGGCCGUCAAUGCGAUACCAGACAAAGAUUUACCCAAAUUCGGCGAACUCCUGCAGAAUGUCACGAUUCCCGUGGGACGAGAGGCUGUGCUUCAGUGUGUUGUGGACAAUCUGCAAACGUAUAAGAUUGCGUGGCUACGUGUCGAUACACAGACCAUUUUAACGAUACAAAAUCACGUCAUAACCAAAAAUCAUCGUAUGAGCAUUACUCACGCCGAGAAACGUGCUUGGAUAUUGCGUAUACGUGAUGUCAAGGAAUCGGACAAGGGCUGGUACAUGUGCCAAAUAAACACGGAUCCUAUGAAGAGCCAAGUCGGUUAUCUGGAUGUUGUCGUGCCACCAGACAUUCUGGACUAUCCGACCAGCACGGACAUGGUCAUACGAGAGGGUUCAAACGUAACCCUAAAAUGUGCAGCAACCGGUUCUCCAACGCCAACGAUAACCUGGCGACGCGAAGGUGGCGAACUGAUACCACUACCCAAUGGCGCCGAGGCCAUCGCGUACAACGGCUCGUUUCUGACCAUUGCCAAAGUGAAUCGCUUGAAUAUGGGCGCCUAUCUCUGCAUUGCCUCAAAUGGCAUCCCGCCAACAGUCAGCAAGCGUGUCAUGCUCAUUGUGCAUUUUCCGCCAAUGAUUUGGAUACAAAAUCAAUUAGUUGGUGCCGCACUUGCACAGAACAUUUCCCUGGAAUGCCAAUCAGAGGCGUUUCCCAAGUCCAUUAAUUACUGGAUGAAGAAUGAUACGAUUAUAGUGCCUGGUGAACGCUUUGUGCCCGAAACCUUUGAAUCUGGCUAUAAAAUAACAAUGCGCCUGACCAUCUACGACGUUGACAUUUCGGACUUUGGGGCGUAUCGUUGUGUGGCCAAGAACUCGCUGGGCGACACAGAUGGUGCGAUCAAAUUGUAUCAUAUUCCACAAACAACAACAAUAACUACCAUGGCGCCAACAGUAUCAAUCAAUACAGUGCCCGUAGUAAUUCUCAAAUAUAAUAAAGAGCAACGUUACAGCAGCAACAGCAACUCGAAUAGCAAUAAUCCAUACAACUACAAUAAUCAGCAAAAUAAUAAUAAAGCACAACGCCCAAAAUCAAAGACAAUUGAUCAGCCGCCGUCGUCGUUGAAUACUGUUUAUAUGGGCGCCACAUCGAGCUUAUGGAACUCACAGGAUCAUCACUCGCAGGCCACAGGACGUGGCAGAGAUCAUCAGCAGCAACAGCAGCAGCACUUGCAGCCUCAGCACCACGCGCCCGAUCACAGCGCCACCUAUCGGCCAGAUGGCAGGAACACAGCCCUGAAGCAUGAUGCCAAAUCGCUAACCGAUGAAAUGGAUCGCAUGCAGGACCUCAAAAGCAAAGCGAUGACUCCGAUAUCAUUUUCCCCCCUGCUCAUGGCCUCUGCAGUGACCCUGAGCCUCGUGUAUUUGGGGACGUGGCCGGUCUAAUUGCAUACAGAAUAACUUUGUGUAAAAUGUACAAAUUAAACUGCAAGAGGAAUGAAGCAAAAUGAUAGUUCUAUUAAACCUAUAGAUAUAGCCUGUAAGCAAUAAUUUCACACAUCGAGUUGGCCACACAAAAAGGAAAAGAGAUGUUAGUUUGUAAUUAAAAUUGACAUAUGUGUAUAAAGUUGUUGUUGCUAAGGGUCACUUAGUGCGUAAGUUGAAAAGGGUUUUUUUCGGAUUCUAUCCACAUAUAAACUCACACACAUACACUCCCAUAAAUAAGUUCUGAAAGAUACGGAAAUACAAAGUAUUAGCAUGUAAAAUGAAAGCAAAAACCCGAAUGCAAAGGAAAUGGAAAAAUCUCUUUAAACCUGUGAUUGCCAACAGUUUGUAUAUGGAAAAGAUAUUAGCAAAUUAACUACACCUCUACUUUUAAAUAA
Molecule: messenger RNA, 2855 nt
Organism: Drosophila sulfurigaster albostrigata
Lineage: Eukaryota; Metazoa; Arthropoda; Insecta; Diptera; Drosophilidae
Gene: DIP-theta
Product: cell adhesion molecule 2
Exons: 13
Coding region: 637-2418 (593 amino acids)
Cellular component (GO): neuron projection
Source: RefSeq, a predicted model, not a curated record